AUGAUCGGAACCCUAAGAACACCUAUCGGCGGAAUCCCUCUCCGCUUACCUCCUCCCAAUUCCACCGGAUCUACCUCAAAAGUAUUUUUAGGUGGCGGACGCACCUGUAAAGCCUCGAUGCACGCCGUUCUCGACUCGAAGCCGGUGGCUCAACUGAAGCUCAGUAGACCGGAGAGUCUGUACGAGGUAUUACGAGUCGAGAGAAACGCUACGCCUACAGAGAUAAAGACAGCUUACCGGAGUUUGGCGAAACUUUACCAUCCGGAUGCUUCCGAUUUCAAGCAGCAAGGUGAUCGUGAUUUUAUCGAAAUUCACAACGCGUAUGCCACGUUAUCGGAUCCGGAAGCGAGAGCUACGUAUGAUCUGAAAUGGAGCACCGGAGUGCGACGGAAAUCAGGAUUGUACACGGCGGUCGUGAAGAGACAAGGGUUUUACACCUGCCGGCGAUGGGAGACCGACCAGUGCUGGUAG
Molecule: messenger RNA, 471 nt
Organism: Lactuca virosa
Lineage: Eukaryota; Viridiplantae; Streptophyta; Magnoliopsida; Asterales; Asteraceae
Source: the annotation of a GenBank genome assembly